Molecule: messenger RNA, 2140 nt
Organism: Owenia fusiformis
Lineage: Eukaryota; Metazoa; Annelida; Polychaeta; Sabellida; Oweniidae
Source: the annotation of a GenBank genome assembly
GUUGACAUCGCUUACAAUCGGAAGUACAUGGAAUGAACGGUGUUUGGAUUUGAGUUUUAAAGAUUAAGGAGACAGGAUAAUCAUAAGAAGCGGAAAAGCAAAACAUUUACGAAAACGGAAACUGAAACUUAAAUCUAGCCGGGCAACUAUUAAACAGGCUCACGGACAAUGGCGUCAAAUUCAUAUAGAAAUCGAGGCAUCUUACGAAUUGUAUUUCUUUUUACAGUUAUAUGUAAAAUAGGUGCAGAGUAUAAUAACCCCUGCUGUUCCUUCCCAUGUGAAAACAGAGGGGUAUGUCUUACUCAGGGUUUCAAAGAAUAUACCUGUGAUUGUGCCAACACAGGUUACUAUGGAGACCAUUGUGAAAUUCCAACCUUCUGGCUGAGGAUAAAACUAUGGCUAAAGCCAGGUCCAUAUACAACUCACUAUUUACUAACGAACUUCCAAUGGAUGUGGAAUAUCAUCAACAACACAUCUUUUAUGAGGAACUUUAUCAUGAGAAGCGUAUAUCUAGUGAGAAACAGCGUGAUAGACAGCCCGCCAUUGUUUACAUCCGGACAUGAAUAUGUCACGUGGGAGUCGGCCGCAAACUUGUCAUAUUACGCUAGAACGUUGCCUCCUGUGCCUAGAGACUGUCCAACACCCAUGGGUGUUAAAGGGCCAAAGACUCUUCCUGAUGUUGAACUCUUCCGAAAAUUCUUUGUGAGGACCAAGUUCAAACCGGAUACCAUCAAUACAAAUGUUCUGUUCGCGUUCUUCGCUCAGCAUUUUAGUCAUAUGUUCUUCAAGACUGAUUUGAAGAAAGGGCCUGGUUUCCAAUGGGGAGGUCAUGGAAUUGAUGUUUCACAUAUAUAUGGGCCAGAUGUGGCAUCCUCGAAUAAACUCAGAACAUUCCAAGAUGGAAAGCUAAAGUAUCAGAUGGUUAAUGGUGAGAUGUGGCCACCAUUACUGAAAGAUGCCCCAGUCACAAUGACAUAUCCUCCAAAUGUAAAACCAGAAGAUAAGCUAGGCCUUGGUCAUGAGUUCUUUGGGAUGUUACCAGGUCUGGUGGUAUUCUCCGCCAUCUGGUUGCGGGAACAUAAUCGUGUUUGUGAUGUCAUGCGAAUUGAGCAUCCUGAGUGGACUGAUGAGCAGUUGUUUCAGACCACAAGACUUAUCAUUAUAGGUCAGACCAUCAACAUUGUUAUCAGGGACUAUGUUCAACAUUUGAGUAAUUACAACCUUCAGCUGUUUUUCAAUCCGGAACUACUUUUUGGAUAUCCUUUCCAAUAUCAGAACCGAAUUACUGUGGAAUUUAACCAUCUGUACCACUGGCAUCCGCUUAUGCCUGAUGAUUUGGAGAUCAAUGGGACGAAAUACACAGCUCAGCAAUACGUUUUUAAUGCUGAGAUGCCAUUGAAACACGGUAUGAAGGAAAUGGUGGAUUCCUUCGUGAAACAACGAGCCGGCUCUGUAGAACCUAAUAAUCACCCAGAAAAUACUAUACACGUUGCCUUAGAAACCAUAAAACAUGGCCGUGAAUUACGGAUGCAGCCUUUCAACAACUACAGAAAGCGGUUCAAUUUGCCAGUUUAUAAAACCUUUGAGGAACUCACAGGAGAAAAGGUGUUAGCCACUGAACUCGAACAGCUUUAUGGGGACGUUGACGCUGUCGAGUUUUACGUUGGUAUUUUGCUCGAACGGCACGUGAAUGGAGGUAUGCUAGGACAGACCGUCAUAGAGUUGGGCGGUCCCAAUUCUGUAAAGGGACUCAUGUCUAACCCAAUAUGUAGUCCACUGUACUGGCGGUCGUCGACAUUUGGAGGUGAUGUUGGCUUCAAUUUGGUGAAAGACUCAACUCUUCAAAAACUAUUUUGCAUGAACAUGAAUGGAUGUCCAAGAAUAGCUUUUAGCGUGCCGCUCAAUGACGAUGGAAAAACAGAUUCAAUGCAAGAUGAACUAUAGUCUACUAUGAUUUCAGACUCAAUAGUCCAGUCCUGUAAAUUAUACCACCUAAUUAUAAAAUCAUUUUUUCAUCGAUUGUAAUUAUAUGUUGUUUUUAAAGCAUAGAAUUUGUUCAAUAAAGCCGGCGGCCAUCUUGUUUUUUGCUCAGGGUAAGGCCAGAUCGAUAUCAAGUUUAAUUUUGAAGAUUUUAAAGAUG